AUGAACACAGAGAGCUUUGAGUCUGACACAUUGGCCGUAAUAGACCUCCAGCAGCUCCCUGUCUCUGAAGAGGAGGUUCCCCCUGAGCAGCAACACUGUGAGAAGGAAUGGAGCCCCAAUCUGGGGCAGGAGGUUAAAGAGGAACAGGAAGAACUCAGGACCAGUCAAGUGGAAGAGCAGCUUCAAGGGCUAGAGGAAGACUUCAUAUUCUCUUCUGCCUUUGUGAAAAGUGACAAUGAUCAGGACCCAAGUCAGUCCUCAGAUCUUCACCAAACCCAAAGUGUAGAAAACAGACAGAGAGACCCUGUUCCCUGCACCUCAACUGAACAGAUUAACACAGAGACUGAUGAAGAGAACAGUGUGUCAGACCCAACCAGUGACUCCCGGCCCCUCUCUGCUGCGAACCCACAGUGUUCUGCAGCUCAGAUUGAAAAUAAUGCUUAUCAGAGGGAGAGAGGAGGGCCUCAGUCACUUGGAUUAAUGGGAAUACAGACUGUAAAAGGACAAUGGUCCUGCUUCAGUACUAAUGAGGGUAGGAUAUCCAUGGAGUUGUCCCAUCUGAAAUCACCUAGUAGUGUAAUUCAAAGUCCUGCUUUGCCUCUUUGUUAUUGUAAAGUUUGUGGGAAGUCUUUUAUCUCCAUGAUUUCUUUAGUUACUCACAUGACAAUACAUAUAAUGGAUGAAGACCAUCUUUGUGGUGUGUGUGGAAAACACUUUGAUUCCACAGAGAGUAUGCAAGAACAUCUCCAAACUCAUAUUGAUACUAGGUUUUCUUGUCAUGUUUGUAGUAAACGUUUUACUGUGAAUACUGAACUAAUAAUGCAUAUGGCGAUUCACGAAGGGGACAAAUCAUUCAAAUGCUCAUAUUGUGGUAAAUGUUUCAGCAACCGCUCUAAUAUGAACAAACACAUCAGGAGCCACACAGGGGAGAAACCGUAUCAAUGUCCUCAUUGUGGCAAAGGUUUCAGCAGUAGCUCUAAUCUAAAAGUUCACAUCAAGAGCCACACAGGGGAGAAACCUUAUCCCUGUCGCUUCUGUGGCAAAAGAUUCAUUCAGAAAGCACACAUGGAGUUGCAUGUGAAGAUUCACACAGGUGAGAAACCACAUAGUUGUGAUGUUUGUGGUAAAUGUUUCCUCCGUGGUUCAGAUAUGAAAGUGCACAUGAGAAGGCACACAGGGGAGAAACCUCUUAAUUGCAGUUUUUGUGAGAGAAAUUUCGCAGCUUGUGCUUCUCUGACAGUUCACAUGAGGACACACACAGAGGAGAAAUCCUAUGUGUGUCCUGUAUGUAGAAAAUGCUAUAUUUCAUCAAGUGCAUUAGGUACACAUAAAAAAAGUCACACCGAAAACCGAGUGAACAUUUCUAUAGGCGCCAUGGUUGGGGCAAAUGCUUCAAUACGAAGGAGUCCUUACAAAGGCACCGUCACCCAAGAAGAAGUAAAAGUAGCCUUUCUAAAAACUACUUGAGUGUAAAAUAGUAUUUGGUCUAAGAACUACUCAAGCACUCAUUACAUUGUAACAUUGUGUAGACACUGUAAUUUAGGACAUAUUACCACGUAACCAAGGUCAUCCAAUGAAACAAGGAAUAGCGAAGAUGGAGACAAUUGUCGACGGGUGCUACUAUAUUUAUAAGGAGCAAAUCAGGGUGAAUAGCCUAACAGGCUGACUACACCGCGAGCGUUGCAAAAUACAUUUAGACAUACAUGUUAUUCAAUUAUUGCACCCACACUGCUCGCCCGCGCCAGCGAGCGUCUGCGUUGCCAAGGGCUAAAAUAUAAGUCAGUUCUAUUUCUGAAGCAGAUUGCGCUGCAAGUCCUGCCUCUCCCAUCUCCUCAUUGGUUUAUAGAAGCAGAUACCCACGUGCCAUCUCCUCAUUGGUUAUACCCAUUUAUGAAAGUUGCCAAUCGCAAUAUAAAGUCAAGAGAAGAAAAUGCCUGGAAGGAGGAGAGAUGACUACAAACGAUUCGGUUGACCGUUUUAUGUGUGGAUUAAUUGGCGGAGUAGAGGAUCUUGUGCAUUUCGGGUAAAAUAUCAACUCAAUGUUUAUAUCCCAGGACAAAUUAGUUAGCAACAGGGCCUCCCGGGUGGCGCAGUGGUCUAGGGCACUGCAUCGCAGUGCUAGCUGCGCCACCAGAGUCUCUGGGUUCGAAACACUCAUUCGCAGCCGGCCGCAACCGGGAGGUCCGUGGGGCGACGCACAAUUGGCAUAGCGUCUUCCGGGUUAGGAAGGGUUUGGCCGGUAGGGAUAUCCUUGUCUCAUCGCGCUCCAGCGACUCCUGUGGCGGGCCGGGCGCAGUGCGCGCUAACCAAGGGGGCCAAGUGCACGGUGUUUCCUCGGACACAUUGGCUGGCUUCCGGGUUGGAGGCGCGCUGUGUUAAAGAUGCAGUGCGGCUUGGUUGGGUUGUGCUUCUGAGGACGCGUGGCUUUCGACCUUCGUCUCUCCCGAGCCAGUACGGGAGUUGUAGCGAUGAGACAAGAUAGUAAUUACUAGCGAUUGGACACCACGAAAAUUGUGGAGAAAAGGGGAUAAAAUAAAAUAUAUAUAUAAUGUUUGCUAGCAACAGCAAGCUAGCUAAAUAGGACAAAUUAGCUAGCAAGUGCAAGCUAAAUUGCCAUAAAUGUUUUAUGCUUUUUUUUGCUUGUCCCCAAAUUAAUAUAAUUGGUUCAGAGUUUGUUUUGAUAUUUUAACCCGCGUGUCGUGAUCGCGUUUGGUGUGGGGGGACAAAAUACAUUUAUGCACGAUGGCCCACGCGCGCAGACGGUUUGGGUUCCGUGUCAGGCCAGGAUUCAAUCAGAUCAGCAAUGCAUAUUUUUAAAGGCAAUGUUUUGUGUCAGCAAUGCAUACUGUAAAGGCGUUUUCCAAAUGCGUGAUCGGAUUGAAUCCCGGCCUUUAGUGUCAAUGACUUGUGUGGGGAAUGGGCAUCAGACAGAAGACAGAGUAACAACAACUGAGAUACCCCACUGCUCUUUGUUGAAUAUGAUUUGACUGAAUUAGUUUUUGAACUAGCAAGAAGCCCACAUGUCUAACAGAUAAGAGUUACUGGGUUCCUGGCAACAGGAGUCACUGCUCAUUAGCUGUACUAGACACACAGGACAUUUGUACUGAUGUCUUGUAUCUGUACACAGAGCUUGCUUUUGAUUUGAUGUCAAAUGUAUUGUUUAUUGAUACGGGUAACUGCCAAAAUAAAGGAAACACCAACAUAGUGUCUUAAUAGGGCAUUGGGCCACCACGAGCCGCCAGAACAGCUUCAUUGUGCUUUUGCAUAGAUUCUACAAAUGUCUGGAACUGUACUGGAGGAAUGCGACACCAUUCUUCCAUGAGAAAUUCCAUAAUUUGGUGUUUUGUUGAUCAUGGUGGUGCAAAACGAGGUCUAUUUAGCCGCUCCAGAAAGUUUUCAGUUGGGUUGAGAUCUGGUGACUGAGACACACGCACACCCUUUAAACCCCCCUAUGCUCCGUUUAGACUCCUAUUUUAAAGGCAAUAAGACUAGAGUGAUAACUGGGCCCAAAAUCUGUCUUCUCCAGCAGGUGGUGUUUUUUUCUCACACCAAGCAAAGAGUUUUUUUGUGGAGGUCAAUGAGUGUUUCGAAUUUGUUUAACAAAAGAUUGAAUGGCUUAUUUGCUCAAAUAGAAGUUUCGUAAUGAUUCGAUUGUUAGGAAUGUACUGAUACAAGUUGGACACGUGACAUCCCUGCACUUUAUACCGGAGUUGUCUGGUCGUCACUCGUUACCACAGCCACAAAGUCAUAAACCCGCCUAUUUCAUAAUUUCUUAAAAUGGAAUUUUAAACCUAUUGCUAACCUUAUGCCUAAUCUUAAAUUAAGACCAAAAAGCACAUUUUAGUUUUUUACGCUAUAGCCAAUUUUGACUUUGUGGCUGUGGAAACCGGUGUGCCUGUUGUUCACAAGGCGUAUCUGCCCUCUCAUUGGCUAGAAUGGUCCCACCUGAUCUUGUCUUCCAUUUUUGAAGACAUUUAAAGUUGUGCCCCUGAUUGCUUAAUUAACUCCGGAACCACACUUGCGUGGAAGCACCUGCUUUCAAUAAAGUUUGUAUCCCUCAUUUACUGAAGUUUCCUUUAUUUUGCCAGUUACCUGUAUAUUUUGUUGAAAGGGACUUUUAAUUUGAAAAUGUCACUUCAUAGAUGUUCAAUAAAUAAAGAUUUUGAUGAACCAUA
This is a messenger RNA of Salvelinus fontinalis (brook trout), 4175 nucleotides long. RefSeq names its product zinc finger protein 501-like. Gene Ontology annotation, molecular function: RNA polymerase II cis-regulatory region sequence-specific DNA binding; DNA-binding transcription factor activity, RNA polymerase II-specific. Gene Ontology annotation, biological process: regulation of transcription by RNA polymerase II. The record is from RefSeq and is a predicted model, not a curated record. The coding region runs from base 1 to 1467 and encodes 488 amino acids. The transcript has 2 exons. NCBI's taxonomy places the organism in Eukaryota, Metazoa, Chordata, Actinopteri, Salmoniformes, Salmonidae.